Molecule: messenger RNA, 1167 nt
Organism: Colletotrichum spaethianum
Lineage: Eukaryota; Fungi; Ascomycota; Sordariomycetes; Glomerellales; Glomerellaceae
Product: putative DNA glycosylase
Exons: 1
Coding region: 1-1167 (388 amino acids)
Biological process (GO): base-excision repair
Molecular function (GO): catalytic activity
Source: RefSeq, a predicted model, not a curated record
AUGGCGACAGCAACCCGUUCGAGCGCCCGUUUGGCCGCCACUGCAACCGCCACAAAGCCAACGGAGGACGUUGAAUCUGCCGGCAACCGUGUCACCAAAUCAGCAAAAGGCACUGCCCGGGCUGCGAAGCGAGAUCUAUCGGACAAGGAAAACACUCCCCAACCCGAGAAGAGGAAACGCGCCGCAACCAAGACCUCAAAGCCCACCCCGUCCAAGAAGGUCAAGACUGAAGACGGUGACGAUGCGGCAUCAUCGGGCCUUGCCAAUGUCCCCCAAUCGACGCCAAUCAAAAAGGAUUCAAUCAAGACUGAGAGCCCAGACGCCAAGACAAAGGUAGCAAAGUCGCCCGCUGACCUGAAGUCCAAGAAACUCAAGGCAUACUCGCAAUACGCCGACAAGUCACCGUUCCCCGACUUUUCUCACCCGACCCCGGAUGAGUGCCGCUUAGCCCACCGCAUCCUGGCUAAGCUCCACGGCAAACGGGAACGUCCCGCUGAGGUCAAGGCUUCCACAACCCGUGCCGGCUGCGGUGACUCACCGUCUGUCCUCGACGCCCUCGUAAGGACGAUCCUGAGUCAGAACACCAGCGACACCAACUCAACCCGUGCCAAGAAGAGCAUGGAUGCCGUCUACGGCGGAAGCGACGAGUGGGAAAAGAUUGUCGAGGGCGGGAUUCCCAAGCUGCAGGAGGCCAUCAAGUGCGGCGGGCUGAGCCAGGUGAAGAGCAAGGUCAUUAUUGGCAUUCUGCACCAGGUGAAGGAGAAGUACGGGUCCUACUCGCUUGACCACCUCUUCAACGCCAGCAAUGAAGAAGCGAUGCAGGAGCUCAUCAGCUUCCAGGGCGUUGGGCCAAAGACUGCCAGCUGUGUUCUCCUCUUCUGUCUGCAGAGAGAAUCGUUUGCCGUUGACACCCAUGUGUGGAGGAUCACCGGACUCAUGGGCUGGCGUCCCAAGAGCGCCUCUCGAGACGAGACGCACGCGCACUUGGAUGUCAGAAUCCCGGACGAGGACAAGUACGGGCUCCAUAUCUUGCUCGUUAAGCACGGCAAGGUAUGUGAUGAGUGCAAAGCCGGUGGCAAGAGCAUCGGGAAAUGUGAAUUAAGAAAGGCGUUUCGGCAGGAGAAGAUUAAGAGCGAGGAGGGGAAGCCAUCGGAGCUUGACGAAUAG